GCACAAAUGCUUUAGCAAUUCAUUCAGUGCGAUUCAGUCAGUUGAGAGCUUGUCGUUAAGCUGUGUGGUCGUAAUUUUGUUAAACUUGAUUUUUUUUAUAUAUAUUUUUUUCUCAUUUGCUUUUAACCUCGAUGAAAUAUAUAGUUAUCAAUUGGAAUAAGUGCAUCCAAAAAUAAAAAAGUAUUACCACUUUCGAAUCAAAACGAAUCAUCAACAACAGAGAAAAAAAAAGAUUAAAAAAGUACAGAACGAAAAAUAGUUGCAAUAAAAUCCAAAAUACGUAGAAAACACGUCGCGCAAAGUUUAAAUGGAUUCAAAAAAAUUAUAAACAAUAAACACAGUUUGAAUAAAUUUGGGUAUUUUCCGAAACAACACGGAACAGGAACGGAACGGAAAGCCAACGAAUUUUGUUAUUCGUUGCUUGUAGAAUUCGACUUGUCGGAGGAAAGUUGUUCGGUGUCCCUGAUAUUGUUUAUUGUGCAAGUGUGAAUGAAAGAGAUUUCGUUUAGCUAAACGUAAAUCGGAUCUCCACGAAAAGCAUCGAUUUGAAGUAUAUCGUGAAUUAUCCCCGCUGCAAAAAUCCAUUUAAACAACUAGUUUUCGGUUUUCUCACUCUUUGCAUCCACUUCAAUCCCUUUGAUAGUAUUUAUAGUGUUGAGUUUUAAUAUUUGAUUUUUGUGUUUUUUUGAGAGCAAAAAAGAAACCAAUGCUUUUGUUAGUAUUUUUUUUAUUUCUUUGACAAAGUAACGAAAAUUGUGUUUCUUCUCGCGAAUACCGUUUUUCAAUCGCGGCCAAAUAAAAGUUCAUUUUUUUGAAAUUAGAAAGAGUUCGAAUAAUGAGUUUUCGCCAUCAAGGAUUAUUCUGAGCAAAAUAACAAAACAUCAGCCGUUUAACAGAUAAGUUCCGUAAAAACAAUCACCGUGCCGUGGAGAAUUUAGCAUAGACGGACGGCUAAGCGAUGCCGUCAGUAAAUUACGCCGCUCUUGGCGUGCUGUAUGCACUCCUUGGGUUUAUCGGUACAAGCGAUAAUUUAAUUGGUCGAAUGGUGAUGGCAGAACCACCGCAGCAAACAUGCCCAACGGUUGGUGAAAUAGCGCCCUGCUCAUGCAGCGUAAAAAAGAAUGGACUGGAUAUAUUGUGCGAAACCACCGACAUCAGUCACAUCAAUCAUGCAAUGACUAAACUCAAGCAGAGAAAUCCGAUCAUAUUUUAUUUAAAAUUGCGUCACAACAAUCUACCCAAGCUGCAAGGUUUCGUUUUUCUCGCACUAGAUAUUCGACAUUUAACCAUACACAAUAGCAGUUUGGCUGUAAUUGAAGAGACCGCACUGAGUUCAUUAGGUAAGGAACUUACUCAACUGGACGUAUCACAAAAUCAACUGCAGAAUGUGCCAUCGAAUGCGAUCAAAAAUCUUCAUCAUUUGCUGAUACUGAACUUGAACCACAAUCGCAUCUCGCAAAUACACAAUCGUGCAUUCGAAGGACUUGACACACUGGAAAUACUGACUUUGUAUGAGAAUAAAAUCAAUGUCAUCGAAGCGGAAGCGUUCCGUGGAUUGGAAAAAAAACUAAAGCGUUUGAACCUUGGUGGAAAUGAAUUGACAUCGGUACCACAACGAGCACUAUCCAUUUUUGAUAAUCUCAAAAAGUUGGAAAUUCAAGAGAACAAAAUUCGUGUUAUCAAAGAAGGUGAUUUUGAAGGAUUGCGAAAUUUGGAUUCGUUGAUUUUGGCACACAAUCAGAUCACCAAGGUUCCGGCCAACGUGUUCAGCCAUUUGACUCUAUUGAACUCUCUUGAACUGGAAGGUAACCAGAUCACGUACGUGGAUAAGGAUGCGUUUGCUGGCUUAGAAGAAAAUCUUCAGUAUCUUCGUUUGGGCGAUAAUAAUAUCCAUCAAAUACCGGGCGAUGCAUUACGACCUCUACAUCGAUUGCGACACUUGGACUUGCGUUCGAACAAUAUUACCGUCAUUCCGGAGGACGCGUUUAGCGGUUACGGUGAUUCGAUAACCUUCCUGAAUCUACAAAAGAAUGGGAUUUCGGUAUUGCCGGCUUCAGCAUUUGAGAAUUUAAACUCACUGGAAACGUUGAACAUUCAAAACAACAAAUUGACACGAAUACCCGAAGAAGUGAUGGAACCAAUUAUCGAUACGCUGCGAGUUGUCGACAUUGUCGAUAAUCCAUUGGUUUGUUCGUGCGAGCUGAUCUGGUUCCCCGAACUUUUACAAUCGCUUAAAGACCGUGACGACGAAAUGACACAGAAAAAGCGUCCAAUGUGCUUGAUGCCAAAUGAACACCGUGAAUACUUUGUGCAAUCAAUGCCGUUGGAGCGAAUGAACUGUGUGGGCAAACGUUUGGUGAAUUCACAAUUGAAUAGCGCUGCAAAUACCAAUCGAUACCAACUAAUGAUAUUGUUAAACUUACUAUCAAUGAUUUCACUAUAUUUUUGAGCGGAUUGAUGAAUACGACAGUACUAAACAACUAGAACUAAAACAAAAGACACAUACACACAAACAAACAAAAAUCCAACCAAAUUUAUACAAAAAAAACCAUGUUUGAAUCAUAGACACACUCAUACACAGCGAACAGAAUGUUGUAGGCAAAAUUACCGAACCGAUUUUCCGGGAAACACAAAAUGAUUUUAAAUUUGAAGUAGCUUGGUCAGACACUUCGAAAAUAAUUUACAGAAUGCUUUGAUCCGAACGAUAUGAGUCAAAUGUGCGGGAACCAAAUACACAGAAACAUGCGGGAAAUCAAGCGUAAAAGUAAUUUGCCAACGAAGUGUACGUAAUGAAGUGUUUUUUACAUUAUUUAAAAAAGGGAAACAUUGCAGUGCAGUACUGGCAGUGCUAGUGUUUUUGACAUGCUUUUUCAUAAUUCGCCCCCCCCCCCAUCGUUCGACUUCUGUUGUGGUUUUCUUCUUAUCAAAUAAAUAUUUUACGUUGCAAACUUUUGAGCUAUAUUCGGUAUAAAUGGGCAUUUCUAUUGCGAAUUCAUACGUUUUUUCAUGAUCAGAGAUGUUAGCCAUCGGCUAAAUGUUUCCAUCUAAUCACUUUCAAGUACUUUGAAGCAACAAUUUUUUUUCCUUUCAUUACGAUCGUUUUCCAAUUGGAAUUUUUGUCCCCCAUCCCAGAAGCCACAGAUUUUUACAACAACAACAAAACACUAUGAAGUGAAAACAUAAAAAUGCAACAGCAAACAUUUUCAUUACAAAUUUAUUUGUUGAUAUUUUAUUUGCAAAAGCUUUUGUUCUUGCUCAUUUUUACUUUUUUUCUGCUGCAGUGAUCAACUGACACAAUUUAUCGUUACAAAUAUCGUUUUCGACCUCUGUUUGAACUACAUGAUUUCACAUAAUUUAAAUUGAAACGAACAAAAUGAAUUGGGUGUGUUUCAAUUUUCCAAUCUUUCAAUCGGAUGUUUGAAUAAAUAAAAAAGCAAUUGGCGCAUAUUUUUUUUUGUUUAAAUUAGAAGAGAGAGAGAGAGAGAGAGGGAGAGAGAAAAACAACUAUGGAAAAUUGAUGCUAUCAAUGUGUUCGAUGAUAGCUUCAAUUUUCGGCCAAAUCAAUUCUCAACUUUUCAAUUGAAUUAAUAUUUUCUCGUCAAUCUUUCUUUCUCAUCUUCUUUCCCUCUUCACAUAGAUUUUUUUUUCACAAUUUUUUAUCUAAUAAAAAAAUAGCUCGUAUAUUAACGUGUGCAUAAAAGACACAAUAAAAGAAAUAUUUUUAAACGUUUACAUUUAACAAAAAAAAACACACAAUUUUAAUCAUCUAUCUAAAUGUAUAUUUGAAUCUUCGUUAAAAUUCAGUGGAUAUUUUACCUUUAUAAUCGAUCAUUAGCAUUUAAUAAAGAGAAAGUGAAGAGCGUGAUUGAACGCAAUGUGCGCUGUUAUUGACAUGAGAAAACACGCGCGGCAGCGACAUCAUCAACUAAUUUUCGAAAUGGAGUAUUUUCAUUAAUUUUCCUAACCAAAAAAAAAAAAACAGAGAGCAAAGCAAAACCAAACAAUUCUCAAUGUGAAAUGUAAUGAUAUUUAAAUUUUAAGCCAAAUGGAUAUUUAACUAGCAGCAAACAGCAACCAAUUUGCGUAAACAUAGUACGAUUUUUUUUUCUGUCAAUUCUCUUGCCCAUUCUAUUCCAACCAAUCAAUAUAUUUCUCUACAAAGAGACAUUUAAAACUUAACCACUUGAAAUUAAAUUCAACAAUCUAUGUGUACGUCUUGCCAUUUAACGUUUUUAUUUUAAACUUUCUCGACCGAAAAAAAAAGUUUCUAGAUAUGUAUUUAAAUUUUCUCACAUGCUAAACCAAAAUUAAAUAAAAUUUAAAAAAAAACUCCUCACAUAAAUCCAACAUAUGACGAGCGACGGAGCCACCGCAUUCGGUUGAGUUUGGAUUUGACAUUUUGCAUGUGGUAUGAGCCAAGGCGACGUGUAGUCACUUGCCCGUUUCUCAUUUUCCUUCCCGCUUCACAAAGUGAGCAAAAAAAAUUCCUUUUGAUCUUCUUACUCAAAUACAUGAGCGAUUUGAAAUUGUUGAGCGCGCUGUCAGUGUUUGUGCUAAUUUGUCGUGUCAAUCACAUGCUACUGUUGUACUCCAUUCUGAUUUCGAAUAGAAACGGCACAGUCACACACGAGCACAGCAGUGUGUAAAUGCCAAUUAGAUGUUGAGAAUUCAUCUGUUUGAGAAAUUGUUUUUAGCAUUUGAUUGAGCGUCAAAUUGACACCAACAACUUUGGCAACAGAAUCACUGGCAGCACCAACCGAACAUCACCAUAACCGUCACCUUUCGACGAACGGAAUCAAGAACAAUGCGACGAUAGAAAGAGAGACAACCACCGACUAGAUGGAGAAAAAAAAAACCACAACAAAAGAUGUGUGGACGGUAUAAGUUAUUUGUUAUCAAAGUCAGAGAUGAUAGCACAUAAUUUAUAUGCACACAAGUUAUGAUAUUCUUCCCGCUCUUCUACCGACGAUUCGUUUCGAAAAACCAGAUGAUGAACACGGGAGAAAAAAAAAGCACAAAGAAGAAGCAAAAAAUUGAAUCCAAACACAUGCACACACAGGAAAGUGAAACAGUCGACAAACACACGAGCAACAUUGGAAAUCACAUCCAGACAUAUUGGAUUUUUCUACACCAAGCUCUGCUUGCUUGCACGUUAGCUCGUUUGUUCUGCUUUCUCGCUCGGCUCCGCCUCCGAAUAUGUCAUAUGAUGAGAAUUUAUGGGGAUAAAAUAGAAUCUAUGAAAUGUGUUUCAGUUUCAUUUAAUACAAUUUGUGAUUACAUUAGUCUAAUUGUUGAAAAUAUCGCGUGUGUAAACAUAAAAAACGACAAGAUUCUAACGAAAAACAAACCAAAGAAGAAGAAGAAGAGGAAUACGAAAUAAAAUUCAAAUGAAUGAAUGAAAGAAAUGGAAGAAAAACUGUUUUUCGUUGGCUUAAAAUUGAUUGCAAUUUAUAUUACUCUGUGUCAUGUAAACAUAAUUACUAUAACCAUUGACUACUUUUUCUCUCUAAAACGGUUUAACUCUCGUUUCUUUUCUCCCGAUUUUCAACUACACUGAAUUUUCAGUGUCAAUGCACGAAUCUUGACUCGAUAAAAGAGACCAACGAAAAAAUAAAAACUAAGCCAAUAUUCAAGACAUGAAUAACACAGCAACACAACAAAUUACAUUUUUUUUCUCACUGGUAUACUUUUCUUUAUGCUAGAUCCACAAGUACUUUCUUUGUCUGUCUGUCUGUUUUGUUCCCUUUUUCCUGAUUUUGCACAUCAUUGUAUGUUUUUCUUUACUUUUUUCUCUUCAUUUUGUAAGUUGCGCAGAUUUUUUGUUCUUUCUCAAUUCAAAACCACAAUAUAGUGUGAGCACAAUCUCGUGCGCGAUUUAUUAAAAAAGGUGUUUGUUGGCUGAAUGAUGAAAAAAGCCUUUUUGAGCAUUUUUCAGCGAAAUCCUUUUCGCCAGAAAAAAAAAUAAAUAAAUUGAAGUAUUCACCGUCGCUUUUUUCAUGCCAUUCAGCACGUUUAAAUCGCCGAAAUUGAAUCCAUUUAACGGAAUAUACAGAAAAAGAAGAAAAAAAACCGUAGGGCAACCACUCAGAAACCAAAAAAAAAAACUCGUAAAUAUCGUAACGUAAUCAUCAUGAAACUCAAAAAUUAUACUUGUUAAAUAUAGAUAUAUGAAUAAAGAGAGGAGCCCCUCUGAUACAAUAUUUACCAGAAAAUGAUAUAUAUAACAAAUAUAAAAUAGAUCCAAUAACAACAACUACAACCACAAAAUGAACAUAACAAUCAACAAGAACAGCAACCCGAAAUUAAUGUUAAACACACAUUUGUAAUUGUGAGACUCUUAAAGUAUAUCUCGUGAAUAGAAAUCAUAUCGCAGCUGAAAGCUAAACAAAAACACAUGAUAAUCGAAAGAUUAACCAAAAUGAAUAUUCAGCAAAACAUAGUAAAUAGACUAAUAAUAAUGUUUUCGUUGUAAUAUCCAGAUUCUAAGCCAUGAACAAGACGCAGAAGAAGCAAAUAUCAGCAAAUCAAAUAAUAGUCAUACAUAUUUUUCUCACUUUCAAUUUUGCAAAAUCUAAAUGUUUUAAUGUUGAUGAGAGACCGAAAGGAAGAAGAAAAAAAUCAACAAAAAUCUACAUGUAAAUUCGUUCCAAUGAAGUUAUUAAUUUUUAUUCUUGUAAAGAUGCAACAAUCUAACCAAACAAAAACCAACUAUAUAUUCUGUAUAUUUUUCAAAAAAAAAAAUUGAUUUUUUCUUUCUUCUAAGGAUCAAAUGUUGUUUGCUAUUCCAGACAAGGUGGGCAAACAACAUUCAGUGGAGUAGGUUAUGGAUGUAUGGAGUAGGUUAGCUGUGAAAUCAAACCAAACAAGAUGGAACAAGAAAACCAACUACCGAUUUUUGAAUAUUAGAAAAACGAGCCGAAAUGUUUAGUGAAAAAGUGUAAAUGUUUUUGAAUAAGUAAAUUCAAAAUUGUGCGUGAAAAUGAUUGUAUCAUCGUGAUUGUAUCAAAAAUCUAUGUACUAUAGUGAUAAUGAGAGAUGUCCAAAUUGAUCCCAGACCACAUAUGUGGUGGAUAACCGCAAAAUUUCCUAAUUUUGUUAACAAUUUUUCGUUUUCGGUUUAAAAUUUGGAGCGGUUUAGGUGUUUUAUGCGGUGAUGACCCAUUGUAGUAAGCAUAGAUCAGAAGAUAAGUGACUUGCAAAAACAAAAUAAAUGAUUGAUUAAUUAGAAAAGAAACGAAAUGGACUAAAAAGAAUUUGAAACUCUUCAAUUUAACAUAUCAAAUAUAUCAAAAUACAUAUCCAAAAAUGAAUAACCUUUAGUGAUUGAAAAUGAAUUUGACACUCGAUUUUUUUAGUCUCUUUUAUGUUGUGACAUUUGUACGCGCCACAAACACAAACAAAAAGCAUUUAUUCAAAUUAAAUGAUAUAUCCACAUGACAUAUCAAUUGUGUUAUCGCUUAGCGCCUUUCUUAAUACGGAAACCAUAGAAUUCAGUAGCCAUAACGACCGUCUAAUCGGAUGGAAAGAGGGCGUGGGUGCGUGUGUGUGUGUGUGUGUCUGUGUUUGAGGGAAAACACUGAUUUUUAUCUCUUACUUGACAUGAGUCAACCGUUCGCGGUUGUCUACAAAGAAAUUACACACCGCAAGAUAUAUCAACACAAGAAUUUCGAUCAUUUUACCACAAACACACACACACACACACAUACACAUAUCAUGGAUGCUUUUAUUUCACGUUCUAUUCUAAAUAAAUGUACAAAUGUUCGAGAACAAUCUUGAACAUUUCAACCGUUUGAAUGAAAUGAAUAGUGUUGACGCUCCUCAGUUGGGGUUGUUAGUCACGAAAAGCAAAAAACAAAAAAAAAACAAGAAGAUUAUGAAACAAUUAUAAUACGCAUUUAAAAUGUUUGUUUUCUAAUGAUUUAUUUUUUAAAAAUACAAGGAACCAGCAAAUCUAAACAUAUCAAAUAUACUCGUUUAUUGAAAUUAAACUAAUUCGUAUUACAUAUCACAUAUCACUUAGAAUAUUGAUGUCGAUGAGGUUCUUCUACGAAGACCUGUAAAAGAGUUCACUUCCAAUUUUAUAACGGCGCUUGUGUAUGUAACGAGGCUAACUUUCGGUGAUUUUUUUUUUUUCAAGCGAAAAGAAUGAGAGAAAUUACGUUAAAAAAAAAACACGAAAAUGGUUACCUUUUUCACCAAUCGAAUUGUCCAAGUGAAAUUCUGAAGGGAAAAAAACAACCAAAACAUUGAUGCAGCUCUUCAAAUCACAUGGGAAAUUACUUAUGUUCAAAUGUGUAUUCGACUCAAAAUUCCACAUUCGGAAAUGUAUUUGGCUAAUUCUCUCACAUCAUUUUCGUCGAAAUUGGUUGAAUCAACAUUUUCCAUUAUCUAUUCGAAUGCUGAAUUAAAUGCUUGCGAGAGCAAGGAAUUUGGUGCGAAUUCAUUUGGAUCAUAUGAAAUUGGUUGCGAUGAAAUGAGAAUUCAGCGAUUACAUUUGAAUCUCGUUUUGAAUGCCAACGGGUGAGAGAGAGAGAGAGAGAGAGGGAGAAACCAUCUGUAGUGUAAAUCACAUUGUAACCUCGUGUCAGAAAAAAACCAUGUUCAUUUUCGCUUGAAAUUCGGCAUGUCUAGGCUGAAGCCAUGCAAUGCGCAGAAUGGCAUUUUCUCGGUAUAACAGCAAGCAAACGGAGAUAAGAGUGUGGCGAUGCCCCAUGAGAUAUGAACGAUAGAGAGAGAGAGAGGGAGAGAGAGUGAUUCAAUGAGAGAAACGAAGAAAGAAUGAAAAACACACACCCGUUUUGUCACCCGUUGAGUACAUUUAUAACGUACGAGCUUUGUACAUACACACCACCGCAUGUGCACCAUCAUCUAAUUUCAAAUCGUCGGCGAAUCCGAUAAAUUCCCAGAGAUACAAGCAGAAUAAAAUGUAAUACACAUACAACGAGAGACUGGGUUUUAUUGCUCUUUCAUCGUGUCGAUUGUUCCAAUCACUUGAAUUUUCGACUUCGAAUAUCAAACUUAAUAAAUAAAAUCCAGUGUGAACGGUGUGUCGUCGUGGCGGAUGCCGAACAACAAACGCGGAAAAUUUAAUCAAACGAAAAACAACAGACAUAAAGUGAAUUACGACGAUGGCAGUGGUGGUGGCGGCACUGGUCGUAGAUAUUUCUAUCGGUUAAUUUGAAUGAAGACGAUUCGUUGAACGAGCGAGCGGGUGACGGCAACUACCAAACGCACGCCUAUUUAAUUUAUGUCGUCUGACUUUGAUAUGGAAACGAGAUAAAUCUGUACGUACAUUGAAUGUAUAACAAAAGCAGACUGAAAAAACCAUCAAGUUUUAGGUAUGCUUUUGUAAGAUCGCGUUUUAGUGAAUACGACCGCUUUUUUUGCCCUGUUUUGUCGCUAGAAUUCUGCGAUUUCUCUCUCUCUCUCCCUCUCUCUCUCUUUGUGCACAAAUCGUUUCAAGCGAAAUCAUCAGCGCAACUUUUCCAUCAACCCGAUAUCAGGAAGUUGAAUGCGAAGAUAGUUGUUCAUUAUUCAAGACUUUUCACUUGAUUAUUAUGAGCUGGCGCUUCUCGCAAAUAUACUUGUUACAGAAGAUUUUGCAUUCGAUACGAAAAUUAUGCGCACAGUGAUGCAUUUUGUGCGGAAAACAGCAAAACCUCAUUUUUCCCAUUACACUACUAUGACGUGUCAUAAUUUUCAAGUGAUUCCCUCAAUGUCGUCCUGUCAUGCUGUGCACAAAUCAUACCGUCGAAUAUUAAUCGUGAAAAUAUCGUGCACGAUAAUGAAAUCGGCAAACAGCCAAAUAUUGAUAUGAAUUAUGAACAUUUAUUACAGACAUUUCGAUUCACAUUUUAAAAUGAAAUUGCUGCAAUGCGCGCAUUUGAUUGAGUUACAUCCUGCACUAAUUAAAUAUUACCUAUUUAUUCGCGAAUGAAUGCAUUUUCAGUUGGUUGUGCGUGUAUAUUGCACCAAUACACACGGUAUGUACUACGGGAAAAUGUUCCACUAAAUGUGCAAACGAAGUUAAUCAAAUUGGAAUAGCGAAACAAGUGAACUGAACGUCAGCGCUCGCGAUUCGUUUAGUCAAAAAUAAUUUGCAACAUUUUGAAUAAUUGAUGUGAAACACAUAAGCGAAACCGCAACCAAAUGCCAGAAAACAAAAACUCGAUACCACAACAUGGACGAUCACUAUUGCGACCCGAUGAAAUCACACCUUUGUUGAAGUGGAAAAAAUAGUGGAAACGAAUAAAAAAAGAUGUUUUUACAUAAAUUGUCGCGCGGUUUCCUAUCAAUUGUCGAUCGAUUUCAAUCAUCCAGGCCAUUAGCAAAUGUGAGCGAUAGAUUAAGCAUUGAAACGUUGUGAAAAUAGUUGGUGAAAUAAAAGGAUUUGCUGGUCACAUAGUUGGUAAAAUUAAUAAAUACUUUCGGGGCAUAGGCACCGUUUGAAGGUAUCGCUACAUACACUAGCAACGGAAACAAAAAAAAACCGUUAAUAUCACGCUAUUUGAAUAAAGUGCGUUUUUCUCUUCAACCUGAAGAGUCUAAAUUGCGAGAGAAAAAAAACACGCAAAAACACAAAUUUCUAAACCAAAAACUAUUAACAAACAAAACAUAUAUCACAAUCAUAUCAGUAACUACGUUUUUUUUUAGAUGUACCCUAAGAUAAGGCCGAUCAUUGUUCGAUCAAAACUAAUUUGUCAAACUACCAAUUGCGUAACAAACAACCAAAAAUUAUUAAACAAGAACAUUUGUAUAAUUCCAUACGAGAGAGUGAAAGAAAGAUACAGAAAAUGAAAUCAAUUUAAACUAUAUAAGCUAUAAAUGUAUUUGAAUUAAAGAAAUUUGAAGAAGAAAAAAACAAAUCUAGUUGUACAACUACAGUGUAACAGAUCAACAAAUACAUAUCCUUUUAUGAAUUUACGAUUAGAUGCGUAUAUUAGCAAAAUGAAUGGAAAUUAAGAAGCAACCGAUUUUAUCCGCAUGAAAAAGCAACACAAACACCUCCAUUUCGCGCAUUUUCAUCACUUUAAAUAUAAACAAUCCGCUAUUUAUUGAAAGACAAAGUCAACAUUGAAUUAGCUUAGAACGGUAUAAAUGAGAUAAAAACCAAACAAAUUGCACAUAUAUCCAACAGCAACAACAGCAAACAAGUGCAUCAAUAUAUUUGCAUGCUCACGAUUAGAAAGGUGGGCAUAUUAUUAUACAUCAUAUUUUGCGGCUGUAUCGCCCAAAUACACACUAUUGCUCCCAUAUACAACAACAAGCAAGUACCCAUACAUAUCAAUUUUCAAUGCAUAAACACAACAACCCAAGGAAAACGUGUUUUUAAAUGUAAUUGAUUUUUUUCUGAUUUUUUAUAAGAAAAUUUAUUGGACAUAUAAUUAUUAAAUAAACAGUUAGAAAAGCGUUUGAAAAUUUCCAAAUUUAUCAAGAAAAAUUAUAGUCGUAACUAAAUUGGUGCCGAUUACUUGGUGCCGCUCGUCAUGUGUGUGUGUGUGUCAAAUCUGAAGCAUUAGCUCAGUUUGACCGAUGGUAACAUCACAAUUGGCCCAUCACACAUUGAAAUACAAACGAAAAAGAAAAAAAAAUAUGGAAAAAAUGUGUAAAACUUUCAAUUUUUUCUAAAGUGUUAUAUAUUUAAAGAAGAAAAAAAAACUUUCUGAAAUAAUUAGAAAUGAACGCAGACCGUGAAAAUUGAAAGAAUUUUUCUUUUGUGAAAUUGAAUUAAUCUCUGCAGUCAUAUACUUCAAAUCGCAUAUUCGAACAAAUUACUUAUUUUGUUUGGUAUUCCAAUUUUGAUUUCCUUUUCCAAGUCUAAAAGUUUUCUUUUCCUUUUGUUUCGUGUCAUUUUCAAUUAAUUUAUCACAAAGUACGAUUUUAUCAAAUGAGACAAGAAAAAAAAUGAAUUCAACGCUUUUUAAUGUCUAGAAUAAAUCCUCUGGUUAGGUGUAAUAUUCAUUUAUUUCGUUGAGACUGUGUGAUCGGUUUACGCUUUGGUCCGUUCAAUUCCAAUUUUGGACUAUUCUGCACGUGGUUUUGGACUCACACUUUUCAUUUCGAAACCAAUUUUUCGUUUCUUUCCUUUUUUUCCCAAUCUUCGCACACAAAAUACAUUAUAUGCAUCUAUAUAUUUUAACAAACAUGAGAUAUUAAUUUAAGGACAAAUGAAAAAAAUAAACAACAUCGUCAGUUUUGUUAAUGUUUCGCGUUAAACAAAUUUCACUUCAUUUGACAAAAAUACAUAUUACAAUAGUUACACUAAAUAAAUUCUGUCGAAUAUAUACAUGUGAACAUUUCUAUGCCCAAGCAAUCAAACUCAAAACCAAGAAAAUAUUCAUGUAUAUCGAAUCACACAAACCCAAACGAAAAUGGAUAUAUUAUUUUAAAACUGAAAAAAAAUAACCAAAAAUGGAAAAAUUCUGUAAUAUUUAUAGGGUUAUUGGAAAUACUCUUUGAAACUCAAAUAAAAAAAAUGAAAUGAUUACCAAAAAAAUGUAAAAAAACGCUGCGAAAAAUCAA
Messenger RNA from Sitodiplosis mosellana (orange wheat blossom midge), 12522 nucleotides. Its product is annotated as insulin-like growth factor-binding protein complex acid labile subunit. Gene Ontology annotation, molecular function: protein binding. NCBI's taxonomy places the organism in Eukaryota, Metazoa, Arthropoda, Insecta, Diptera, Cecidomyiidae. The transcript is spliced from 10 exons. The record is from RefSeq and is a predicted model, not a curated record. The coding region runs from base 959 to 2449 and encodes 496 amino acids.